AUCAUUUGUGUGCUUUUCAGCGACCGGUUUAAUCGUGUCGAAAUCCUUGGGAACUUUGCAAUAUCUGACAAAGCAGAUAAUCAAACUCCAGAAAUGGCAUCCCGAUCACUAUUGGUACUGCAGUUGCUGUUCAUCCUGGCGCUUAACCUUGGCGGGGCACAAUUUUUCAGCCAGCAGCUUAAAAGCGUAAUUCAAUGGAAGGCGGCAGAUUUUGCAUUCCCGUCACCGCAGGAACGUGAUGAGGCACUGGCAUCGGGACGAUAUGUGCCGGAAAAUUGUAUACCACUCGACAUGGAUGUCGACUAUUCCAAUCCAGCCCGCUCUCGUUUAUUUGUAACGAUUCCGAGGUUUGUUCAGGGCAUCCCAUACACACUGGGCCGUGUUAGUCGGACUCAAGGACCGUCGGGUCCGCUGAUAGAGCCCUUCCCGAACGCAGCUAUACAGGCGAGACCUGAGAACAACAAUUGUCAAGGCAUUGUGUCCGUCUUUCGCAUAAAGAUUGAUGAAUGUAAUCGAAUGUGGGUACUCGAUACUGGAAAGAUUGGGGAAAGACGCAUCUGUCUGCCACAGUUGGUGGUAUUUGACAUGAAAACCGACAAAAUUAUCCAUCGGUAUCAAAUUCCUGCCGAUCAGCUCGUUUGUGAAUUGUCCCUGUUGGUGAACUUGCUCGUAGACGUCCAGGACCCGGCGCCUCUCGGAUCGUGCAAAAAUACGAAGGUAUACAUGGCGGACGUCACUGCACCGGCGAUGAUCGUGUACGAUAUGGCAAGGAGCAAAUCGUGGCGCAUAACGAAUAAACAAAUGCAUCCCAAUCCCGACUAUGGCACCUUUACUAUCUCGAACGAGAGCUUCGAUCUAAUGGAUGGGAUCGUGGCAAUGGCGUUGUCUCCCCGUAUACCAUCGGGUAAUGUGGUAUUUUCGUCAAACUACGGUACCAACUGGCGCCCAUCCAACGAUCGACUGAUGUAUUUCCAUGCGCUGGCAUCAUUGACGGAGAAUGCGGUUCGCACUUCUGUGUUGCAUAACGACACGGUCUGGGAGCAAGACGCUGAAGCACUGCCACGAUCCUUCCGACCAAUAGGCAUACGUUCAUCGCAGGCCGUAGCAGAGGCAAUGGACAGCAAUGGGAAUAUGUUCUUUGGAUUGGUUGGACAAAAUGCAAUCGCCUGCUGGGAUUCGACGACACCGUACAAUCCGGCGAACAUGCGCAUCGUUGCACAAAAUAGUGAAACAUUGCAGUUUCCCAGCGGUGUCAAGAUUAUACGUAACCGUAAGGGCGCCGAAGAGUUGUGGGUGUUAACGUGCCGUUUCCAGAAGGUGAUGACCGGAUCGUUGAACACCAACGAAACCAACUUCAGAAUACAAGCCAUACAGAUUCCGGAGUUGCUAGGAUAUAAAAGCUCCUGUAGAGUAUAA
Molecule: messenger RNA, 1416 nt
Organism: Anopheles marshallii
Lineage: Eukaryota; Metazoa; Arthropoda; Insecta; Diptera; Culicidae
Product: protein yellow-like
Exons: 5
Coding region: 94-1416 (440 amino acids)
Cellular component (GO): extracellular region
Source: RefSeq, a predicted model, not a curated record